GUUGGAGUCUACAGUUCAGCCCUGGGUCCCUUUCCGUUUUGUGGAGGAACACUGAUUGCGUCCAAAUGGGUGCUAACGGCCGCUCACUGCAUCCUCGCUGCCCUUGAAUGCAACGAUGCCACAGUUGGUCGGCUCUUCUCCUAUCAUGAUAUCACUGGAGAACAUAUGGCGGUAACUGUCGCAGACCAUAACUACACGCAGCGUCAGCAUCCAGCCUACAACAUGCGAGUGAAAGGUGUAAUUGUGCAUCCAUCCUACACCAACGCCAGCAUAACCUCUGGCCAUGACAUCGCACUCCUGCAAAUGAAUCGCGCAGUCAAACGAACAUCGGUUACAGAAUAUGCCUGUUUUCCUGAGCGUGGGCUGAAUCUUCCUGCUGGGUAUUUUUGCAAACUUGCUGGCUGGGGACGGAUUCCUCAUCCACCUCAUGAGCUACUCCCAGAUUAUCCGGAAACACUGAUGGAGGGCGGCUGUGACAGUGACAGCGGUAAGGGACCGCACUGUUUAACUCAAGAUGGAUCCAAAUGGGUUCUCUACGGCGUACCUUCUCUCGCCGCCUAUAUAUGCAAGAUAGGAUUCGAUGUAUUUGCAUUGAAGACGCCGAAACUCAGCUGGAUUAACGCAGUAAUGACUGCACAUCCCUAA
Molecule: messenger RNA, 645 nt
Organism: Dibothriocephalus latus
Lineage: Eukaryota; Metazoa; Platyhelminthes; Cestoda; Diphyllobothriidea; Diphyllobothriidae
Source: the annotation of a GenBank genome assembly